Messenger RNA from Guillardia theta CCMP2712, 25893 nucleotides. RefSeq lists its product as hypothetical. The transcript has 10 exons. Lineage: Eukaryota; Cryptophyceae; Pyrenomonadales; Geminigeraceae. The record is from RefSeq and is a predicted model, not a curated record. The coding region runs from base 1 to 25893 and encodes 8630 amino acids.
AUGUGGUUUGCAACCAAUCAUGGGCACUACUGCGUCACCGGAGCCAGCGUCCCAACGCCUUGUCCUCCGGGGACAUACUGCGAGGGCGGGGACGCACAGCCGGUACCAUGCCCAGCGGGGACAUACAACAUGGAGGAGAUGCAGACGAGCUGCAGGGCGUGUCCGGCAGGGUACCUGUGCUAUCCGGGGGGAGUGGUGGACUACUCGAAAGGCAGCUACUAUGCUGCAGAGGGCUUGUAUGAAUGCGCAGAUCCGAGCGGAGGCAUCUUCAUAGGUCAGGAUACGCUUCUAGAGGGCGAUCUGGGUAACGUGCACACAAGCGUAGACAUGAUGGGGUACCUGAUUGUCAGCGGCAGCUUGCGGACUGCAGCUACCGGAGUCGGGAAGUAUGACGUGUUCGUGUCGAAGCUCGACAUGGGAGGGAAGCUUCUUUGGACGACCCUGAUAGGCACACCCGACGACGACAGGGCAGAGGGGAUGACGGUAGGGGAGGACGGGAGCGUCUACGUGAUGACAGGCAGCUCGGGAGGCUCAUUCCUGACGAGGGUCGGGGGAUGCGGGAGAGAGGAGUGGAGGAUACCGAUGGGAGCAGAUGCUGGGCCAGGGACGGCAGCGCAUCUGACGCAUCAGGGCGACAAGGUGUACGCGUCAUGGACGGACAUGGAGAACAGGUCAAGGCUGGUGCAAGUUGGGGUGAAUGGGAGUGUGUACUGGAAUCGAUCUUUGGGGGGGAAUCAAAGCUUUGUGCGAGGGGUUGUGUGUGACGGAGAGGGAGCGAUCUAUGUUGUUAGGGAGAUUUCUAAUGGAACUGGUGUUUUCCCUUUGAUUGGCAAUAAGGUUUCUGUUUCCAAAUAUGAUUUUAAUGGCGAUUAUGUGUGGAAUACCUUUUUGGCAUUGAGGAGUUUAGCUCUGUACAAUCAUUUCUCAUGGAUCCAUGAUACAUUGAUGUUCGUUGGAAGUUUUCUAGUUCCGAUUGAUAUCUCCAACCUUGACACCAAGGAUAUAGUUGUGAAUGUAUCACAGCUCGGCGAUGUGUCAUAUAAUGUAAUGCCUUUUACAAGUGCAGACUACAUACAGUUCUUUACAGUUGAUGAGGCUGACAACUAUUAUUUUGUUUUAAAGAGUGAUUUAGACUUUGCAUGCAGUCUAAAUGGCCAGUACUACUUGCAAAAAUUCAAUUCGGAUGGUACAUUGCAGUGGAAAUCAGGAGUUUCUUUUAAUGAUUCUGCAACAAUCCUGGGAUUAUCGUUCUCUGCUGGUCAAAUACUAUUAUUUGGAUCAGAAAUGGCAAGAAACCACACCAAUGUCCAAAUUCUCAAGCAGUCAAAGCUUUCGAUGUCUGUCACUUGCGGUGGAAUCAGUUUUGGAAUGGAUUUUCGAUGUCCCGUGGGCCAUUACUGUCCUAUUGGCAUCAAGAGCGCACGUGAUGGACAAUGCCCACUCGGGACAUUCAAUCCUCACAGAGGGAUGGAGAACCUAUCCCAAUGCAUCAGCUGCCCUCCUGGUAUGUUCUGUGAUGCAUACUCCUUGCCAGCUCCAAGUGGGUUUUGCCUCCCUGGGUUCUACUGUCUACGAGGGUCUGCGCAUCCAAGAGGGUCGGUUUGUGACAAUCGCACUGUAAUCUGUGACACACCAAGGUGCGCGACGACGGAAGUGUCGAGGUCGUCGGAGAGGUGUGGAGGGAUUUGCACUAAGGGAACCUUCUGUCCGAGAGGGUCGGACUUUCCUCGGCAAUGCCCACCUGGAUCGUUCUGUGCUGCAGACGGCGCUUCAACUGUAGCUGGCCCAUGUCAAGCUGGCUUUUACUGCGAGGUACCCGGAGGGACCAAUAGUACUCCGUCUGGAGCAUCAGCACAAGCUGGUCCAUGCCCAGCAGGGUUUUAUUGUCCAGUUGGGUCGAUUUUACCGAGCAAGUGCCCCAGGGGAACAUUCUCACAGAAGAAGAAAGCCUGGAGGUUUGAAGACUGUAGCAUAUGUAUGUCGGGCAAAGUUUGCCCGACAUACAACACGACUGAGCCGAGCGCGUGUGAUCCAGGCUAUUUUUGUCCUCCAGGAAGCAAGGAGGCCACUCCAGAAAACACCAUGUGCCCCAAACGACAUGCGUGUCCCGAGAACUCUAGCGAGCCAAUACCAUGUGCGGCCGGGUACUACCAGGACGAGGUCGGGCAGAGCUCCUGCAAGACCUGCCUCCCAGGUCUCUUCUGUCCAGGUACGUCUGCUAGUGCGGAUCCCAACGGCACCGUGGUCUGUCCGGUCGGUCACUACUGCCCUACGGGGUCAUCGUCGCCCAGGCUGUGCGCAGCGGGGAUGUACUCGAGGGACCGGGAGCAGGCGGUGUGCCAGUACUGCCCAAGGCGAUACACAUGCCCGACGCCGGGGACGGUAGAGCCGCUGCCGUGUCCGGUGGGUCACUACUGCGGCACUAACAACUCGUCUCCCGUGCCAUGCCCGGCGGGAACAUUCAGUUAUAGGACUGCUUCAUCUCUUCAGGAAUGUAAUCUUUGUCCUGCAGGACGAUUUUGUCCUGAGAUUGCAGCUACUAACUGGUCUGGAAUCUGUGAUGAAGGAUUUUGGUGCUUGUUUGGUUCACAAAUCCCACACGUCAACUUCUCAAUGGCAGCAAUCAGGUUGGGAACGAUAAUUCCUUGUCCUGCAGGGCACUACUGCGUCACCGGAGCCAGCGUCCCAACGCCUUGUCCUCCGGGGACAUACUGCGAGGGCGGGGACGCACAGCCGGUACCAUGCCCAGCGGGGACAUACAACAUGGAGGAGAUGCAGACGAGCUGCAGGGCGUGUCCGGCAGGGUACCUGUGCUAUCCGGGGGGAGUGGUGGACUACUCGAAAGGCAGCUACUAUGCUGCAGAGGGCUUGUAUGAGUGCGCAGAUCCGAGCGGAGGCAUCUUCAUAGGUCAGGAUACGCUUCUAGAGGGCGAUCUGGGUAACGUGCACACAAGCGUAGACAUGAUGGGGUACCUGAUUGUCAGCGGCAGCUUGCGGACGGCAGCUACCGGAGUCGGGAAGUAUGACGUGUUCGUGUCGAAGCUCGACAUGGGAGGGAAGCUUCUUUGGACGACCCUGAUAGGCACACCCGACGACGACAGGGCAGAGGGGAUGACGGUAGGGGAGGACGGGAGCGUCUACGUGAUGACAGGCAGCUCGGGAGGCUCAUUCCUGACGAGGGUCGGGGGAUGCGGGAGAGAGGAGUGGAGGAUACCGAUGGGAGCAGAUGCUGGGCCAGGGACGGCAGCGCAUCUGACGCAUCAGGGCGACAAGGUGUACGCGUCAUGGACGGACAUGGAGAACAGGUCAAGGCUGGUGCAAGUUGGGGUGAAUGGGAGUGUGUACUGGAAUCGAUCUUUGGGGGGGAAUCAAAGCUUUGUGCGAGGGGUUGUGUGUGACGGAGAGGGAGCGAUCUAUGUUGCUGCGCAGGCAAGCAAUUCAUCAUUGGGUACCAGGGGGACUCUGUUGAAGGUCGGUGUAUCAGGUGUCACAGUAUGGGAGCGAGGUGUAAUAUCAUCUGGUUACAUUUCUGUGGUCGGGACUUUCGCAGAUAGGGACGGGUAUGUGUGGAUCUUUGGCAAUACGGGCAUCUGCAGCAACAUGGCUGAAACCUCGAAACAAGCCUUGAAUCUUACGAUCCAUUCAGACUUUAUCUCUCGUCCAGCACUCAUCGGAGGCUGUGACAUUCUCUUGGCAAAGUAUGAUAAUCAAGGGCAGGUAGUACAGUCAUUUGUGCUGGGAACGCCUGGAGAUGAAAGGAUAACUGAUGUGACACUGUCUGACAUGGGAGAUAUAUUCAUCCUUGGAGAGGCUCUGGUGCUAUCGGAGGGAUACCUUCCAUUUGUUACAAGGGAAGCAGCAUCGUCUAUGGAGACGAAUGUCAGCUUGGUAACGAAGCAAGUCCAAAUCGAUUUGGUGCAGAUCGCAACAAGAGAAACAUGCAAAGGUGUAUCCUUUGGUGAAAGCUUCGAGUGUCCCGUGGGCCAUUACUGUCCUAUUGGCAUCAAGAGCGCACUGGUGACUGCAUCGAAGGAUUCUAUUGUAGAGUUGGGUCAGCAAAUGAAAUUGCUUCGGGGAAAAUACAAACCCAAUCCUUUGCAACCCCACAUCCUAUCAAGACGAGGUACGUCUGCUAGCGCGGAUCCCAACGGCACCGUGGUCUGUCCGGUCGGUCACUACUGCCCUACGGGGUCAUCGUCGCCAAGGCUGUGCGCAGCGGGGAUGUACUCGAGGGACCGGGAGCAGGCGGUGUGCCAGUACUGCCCAAGGCGAUACACAUGCCCGACGCCGGGGACGGUAGAGCCGCUGCCAUGUCCGGUGGGUCACUACUGCGGCACUAACAACUCGUCUCCCGUGCCAUGCCCGGCAGGUACGUACAGCAACCUGACCGAGCUAGAAGGCUCGUCGGAGUGUAGGCUGUGCGAUCCCGGGAAGUACUGCAGUACGGCAGGGCUCACGUCUCCGACGGGAAUGUGCGAGGCGGGCUAUUUCUGCGAGGCUGGGGCGAUCAACUCCGCAGGGGCGGCAGACGAGUACACGACGGGAGGCCGGCGGCGGGUGAUGGCAUGUCCAGCAGGGCACUACUGCGUCACCGGAGCCAGCGUCCCCACGCCCUGUCCUCCGGGGACAUACUGCGAGGGCGGGGACGCACAGCCGGUACCAUGCCCAGCGGGGACAUACAACAUGGAGGAGAUGCAGACGAGCUGCAGGGCGUGUCCGGCAGGGUACCUGUGCUAUCCGGGGGGAGUGGUAGACUACAGCAACGGCACAAACUACUCGGCCAGCAUGCUGCAGACCUGUCUGUCGACCCUGGAGGCAGGGAGCUCAGGCGAGAUGUGUGUCUCGACGAUGGGGGGCCACGACUACAGGUGUCCGCUGGGGCACUACUGCCCCGAGGGGCUCAAGGAGCCGGCCCUUGGCAGGUGUCCGCCAGGUACGUUCAACGCUCAUCACGGACUGAACAAUGUCUCGCAAUGCAUGAGCUGUCCGCCAGGCAUGUACUGCGCAGGGUCAGGGCUGGGCUGGCCUAGCGGGCCGUGCCUACCCGGGCGAUACUGUCGGGAGGGGUCGGCAGACGAGUACGGAUCGAGGUGCGACAAUCGCUCGGUAGCGUGCGACAGUCCACGGUGCGAGCUGAUGAUAGCGCGCGUGAUCGACGUGACGGGAUGCGGGGGGGAGUGUCCGGCAGGGUGGAUAUGUCCAGGGGGAUCAUGGGAGCCGCUACCCUGCCCGCCGGGACGGUACUGUGAGAAGGCUGGUAUUGCAAACGCGACGGGACCAUGCGACGCAGGAUACUACUGCAUGAGCGAGGCCGGGGGCUCGAUCGGGAGCACGCCGACCCCCGCCGAGUCUGGAGGGCGGGGACCAUGCCCGGCCGGGCACUACUGCCCGGUGGGCACCGUAGCACCAGUGAAGUGUCCUCGGGGCAGCUUCUCAGGGAACGAGAGAGACACGCAACUGUCGGACUGCACGGCAUGUCUGGCAGGGCACUAUUGCGGGAAGGAGGGCAUGCCAAGAGGAGACAUAUAUGCAUGUCCGGAGGGCUACUACUGUCCUCAAGGAGCAUGGCUCGCUCGAACCGUCAAGACCGUAUGUACGAAAGGCCACGCUUGCCCUCAGAACUCGUCGUCCCCUGUACCAUGUGCGGCCGGGUACUACCAGGACGAGGUCGGGCAGAGCUCCUGCAAGACCUGCCUCCCAGGUCUCUUCUGUCCAGGUACGUCUGCUAGCGCGGAUCCCAACGGCACCGUGGUCUGUCCGGUCGGUCACUACUGCCCUACGGGGUCAUCGUCGCCAAGGCUGUGCGCAGCGGGGAUGUACUCGAGGGACCGGGAGCAGGCGGUGUGCCAGUACUGCCCCAGGCGAUACACAUGCCCGACGCCGGGGACGGUAGAGCCGCUGCCGUGUCCGGUGGGUCACUACUGCGGCACUAACAACUCGUCUCCCGUGCCAUGCCCGGCAGGUACGUACAGCAACCUGACCGAGCUAGAAGGCUCGUCGGAGUGUAGGCUGUGCGAUCCCGGGAAGUACUGCAGUACGGCAGGGCUCACGUCUCCGACGGGAAUGUGCGAGGCGGGCUAUUUCUGCGAGGCUGGGGCGAUCAACUCCGCAGGGGCGGCAGACGAGUACACGACGGGAGGCCGGCGGCGGGUGAUGGCAUGUCCAGCAGGGCACUACUGCGUCACCGGAGCCAGCGUCCCCACGCCCUGUCCUCCGGGGACAUACUGCGAGGGCGGGGACGCACAGCCGGUACCAUGCCCAGCGGGGACAUACAACAUGGAGGAGAUGCAGACGAGCUGCAGGGCGUGUCCGGCAGGGUACCUGUGCUAUCCGGGGGGAGUGGUAGACUACAGCAACGGCACAAACUACUCGGCCAGCAUGCUGCAGACCUGUCUGUCGACCCUGGAGGCAGGGAGCUCAGGCGAGAUGUGUGUCUCGACGAUGGGGGGCCACGACUACAGGUGUCCGCUGGGGCACUACUGUCCCGAGGGGCUCAAGGAGCCGGCCCUUGGCAGGUGUCCGCCAGGUACGUUCAACGCUCAUCACGGACUGAACAAUGUCUCGCAAUGCAUGAGCUGUCCGCCAGGCAUGUACUGCGCAGGGUCAGGGCUGGGCUGGCCUAGCGGGCCGUGCCUACCCGGGCGAUACUGUCGGGAGGGGUCGGCAGACGAGUACGGAUCGAGGUGCGACAAUCGCUCGGUAGCGUGCGACAGUCCACGGUGCGAACUGAUGAUAGCGCGCGUGAUCGACGGGACGGGAUGCGGGGGGGAGUGUCCGGCAGGGUGGAUAUGUCCAGGGGGAUCAUGGGAGCCGCUACCCUGCCCGCCGGGACGGUACUGUGAGAAGGCUGGUAUUGCAAACGCGACGGGACCAUGCGACGCAGGAUACUACUGCAUGAGCGAGGCCGGGGGCUCGAUCGGGAGCACGCCGACCCCCGCCGAGUCUGGAGGGCGGGGACCAUGCCCGGCCGGGCACUACUGCCCGGUGGGCACCGUAGCACCAGUGAAGUGUCCUCGGGGCAGCUUCUCCGGGAACGAGAGGAACACGCAACUGUCGGACUGCACGGCAUGUUCGGAGGGCUACUACUGUCCUCAGGAAGCUUUGUUGAGUUUUUCCAUUUUCGAGUGCUCGCCUGGAUACUACUGCCCUCCACGGUCGCUAAAUGACAAGGCUGUCAUUUGCCCUGCUGGGUACUUUUGCAUUGCUCGAAAAGGGCUACCGGAGCCAUGUGCGGCCGGGUACUACCAGGACGAGGUGGGUCAAACUGGCUGCAAGGUCUGCCCUGAGGGUCAUGUAUGCCGAUACAACGCAACAUCCAAACUCAAUAUCGAAACAUGUCCAGCGUGUCCACCUGGCCAUUACUGUGAAAAAGGAACUUCCAUUCCAGCAAAAUGUGCCGCAGCAACAUACAACAGAGUCCAAGGGUUAACAGCGUGCAUAGACUGUCCAGCUCGGUACACAUGCCCGACGCCGGGGACGGUAGAGCCGCUGCCGUGUCCGGUGGGUCACUACUGCGGCACUAACAACUCGUCUCCCGUGCCAUGCCCGGCAGGUACGUACAGCAACCUGACCGAGCUAGAAGGCUCGUCGGAGUGUAGGCUGUGCGAUCCCGGGAAGUACUGCAGUACGGCAGGGCUCACGUCUCCGACGGGAAUGUGCGAGGCGGGCUAUUUCUGCGAGGCUGGGGCGAUCAACUCCGCAGGGGCGGCAGACGAGUACACGACGGGAGGCCGGCGGCGGGUGAUGGCAUGUCCAGCAGGGCACUACUGCGUCACCGGAGCCAGCGUCCCCACGCCCUGUCCUCCGGGGACAUACUGCGAGGGCGGGGACGCACAGCCGGUACCAUGCCCAGCGGGGACAUACAACAUGGAGGAGAUGCAGACGAGCUGCAGGGCGUGUCCGGCAGGGUACCUGUGCUAUCCGGGGGGAGUGGUGGACUACUCGAAAGGCAGCUACUAUGCUGCAGAGGGCUUGUAUGAGUGCGCAGAUCCGAGCGGAGGUAUCUUCAUAGGUCAGGAUACGCUUCUAGAGGGCGAUCUGGGUAACGUGCACACAAGCGUAGACAUGAUGGGGUACCUGAUUGUCAGCGGCUGCUUGCGGACUGCAGCUACCGGAGUCGGGAAGUAUGACGUGUUCGUGUCGAAGCUCGACAUGGGAGGGAAGCUUCUUUGGACGACCCUGAUAGGCACACCCGACGACGACAGGGCAGAGGGGAUGACGGUAGGGGAGGACGGGAGCGUCUACGUGAUGACAGGCAGGUCGGGAGGCUCAUUCCUGACGAGGGUCGGGGGAUGCGGGAGAGAGGAGUGGAGGAUACCGAUGGGAGCAGAUGCUGGGCCAGGGACGGCAGCGCAUCUGACGCAUCAGGGCGACAAGGUGUACGCGUCAUGGACGGACAUGGAGAACAGGUCAAGGCUGGUGCAAGUUGGGGUGAAUGGGAGUGUGUACUGGAAUCGAUCUUUGGGGGGGAAUCAAAGCUUUGUGCGAGGGGUUGUGUGUGACGGAGAGGGAGCGAUCUAUGUUGCUGCGCAGGCAAGCAAUUCAUCAUUGGGUACCAGGGGGACUCUGUUGAAGGUCGGUGUAUCAGGUGUCACAGUAUGGGAGCGAGGUGUAAUAUCAUCUGGUUACAUUUCUGUGGUCGGGACUUUCGCAGAUAGGGACGGGUAUGUGUGGAUCUUUGGCAAUACGGGCAUCUGCAGCAACAUGGCUGAAACCUCGAAACAAGCCUUGAAUCUUACGAUCCAUUCAGACUUUAUCUCUCGUCCAGCACUCAUCGGAGGCUGUGACAUUCUCUUGGCAAAGUAUGAUAAUCAAGGGCAGGUAGUACAGUCAUUUGUGCUGGGAACGCCUGGAGAUGAAAGGAUAACUGAUGUGACACUGUCUGACAUGGGAGAUAUAUUCAUCCUUGGAGAGGCUCUGGUGCUAUCGGAGGGAUACCUUCCAUUUGUUACAAGGGUACUGACAAGUAGCCAACUGAGCUGGACGAGAUUGGUAGGCAUAAACAGUACUGGCGUUGGACAGUCAAUCUUUUUGCGAGAUGGUGCGAUAUCAGUUGUGACUGAGGUUUACAAGGAAGCAGCAUCGUCUAUGGAGACGAAUGUCAGCUUGGUAACGAAGCAAGUCCAAAUCGAUUUGGUGCAGAUCGCAACAAGAGAAAUAUGCAAAGGUGUAUCCUUUGGUGAAAGCUUCGAGUGUCCCGUGGGCCAUUUCUGUCCUAUUGGCAUCAAGAGCGCACGUGAUGGACAAUGCCCACUCGGGACAUUCAAUCCUCACAGAGGGAUGGAGAACCUAUCCCAAUGCAUCAGCUGCCCUCCUGGUAUGUUCUGUGAUGCAUACUCCUUGCCAGCUCCAAGUGGGUUUUGCCUCCCUGGGUUCUACUGUCUACGAGGAUCGGCGCAUCCAAGAGGGUCGGUUUGUGACAAUCGCACUGUAAUCUGUGACACACCAAGGUGCGCGACGACGGAAGUGUCGAGGUCGUCGGAGAGGUGUGGAGGGAUUUGCACUAAGGGAACCUUCUGUCCGAGAGGGUCGGACUUUCCUCGGCAAUGCCCACCUGGAUCGUUCUGUGCUGCAGACGGCGCUUCAACUGUAGCUGGCCCAUGUCAAGCUGGCUUUUACUGCGAGGUACCCGGAGGGACCAAUAGUACUCCGUCUGGAGCAUCAGCACAAGCUGGUCCAUGCCCAGCAGGGUUUUAUUGUCCAGUUGGGUCGAUUUUACCGAGCAAGUGCCCCAGAGGAACAUUCUCACAGAAGAAGAAAGCCUGGAGGUUUGAAGACUGUAGCAUAUGUAUGUCGGGCAAAGUUUGCCCGACAUACAACACGACUGAGCCGAGCGCGUGUGAUCCAGGCUAUUUUUGUCCUCCAGGAAGCAAGGAGGCCACUCCAGAAAACACCAUGUGCCCCAAACGACAUGCGUGUCCCGAGAACUCUAGCGAGCCAAUACCAUGUGCGGCCGGGUACUACCAGGACGAGGUCGGGCAGAGCUCCUGCAAGACCUGCCUCCCAGGUCUCUUCUGUCCAGGUACGUCUGCUAGUGCGGAUCCCAACGGCACCGUGGUCUGUCCGGUCGGUCACUACUGCCCUACGGGGUCAUCGUCGCCAAGGCUGUGCGCAGCGGGGAUGUACUCGAGGGACCGGGAGCAGGCGGUGUGCCAGUACUGCCCAAGGCGAUACACAUGCCCGACGCCGGGGACGGUAGAGCCGCUGCCGUGUCCGGUGGGUCACUACUGCGGCACUAACAACUCGUCUCCCGUGCCAUGCCCGGCAGGUACGUACAGCAACCUGACCGAGCUAGAAGGCUCGUCGGAGUGUAGGCUGUGCGAUCCCGGGAAGUACUGCAGUACGGCAGGGCUCACGUCUCCGACGGGAAUGUGCGAGGCGGGCUAUUUCUGCGAGGCUGGGGCGAUCAACUCCGCAGGGGCGGCAGACGAGUACACGACGGGAGGCCGGCGGCGGGUGAUGGCAUGUCCAGCAGGGCACUACUGCGUCACCGGAGCCAGCGUCCCCACGCCCUGUCCUCCGGGGACAUACUGCGAGGGCGGGGACGCACAGCCGGUACCAUGCCCAGCGGGGACAUACAACAUGGAGGAGAUGCAGACGAGCUGCAGGGCGUGUCCGGCAGGGUACCUGUGCUAUCCGGGGGGAGUGGUAGACUACAGCAACGGCACAAACUACUCGGCCAGCAUGCUGCAGACCUGUCUGUCGACCCUGGAGGCAGGGAGCUCAGGCGAGAUGUGUGUCUCGACGAUGGGGGGCCACGACUACAGGUGUCCGCUGGGGCACUACUGCCCCGAGGGGCUCAAGGAGCCGGCCCUUGGCAGGUGUCCGCCAGGUACGUUCAACGCUCAUCACGGACUGAACAAUGUCUCGCAAUGCAUGAGCUGUCCGCCAGGCAUGUACUGCGCAGGGUCAGGGCUGGGCUGGCCUAGCGGGCCGUGCCUACCCGGGCGAUACUGUCGGGAGGGGUCGGCAGACGAGUACGGAUCGAGGUGCGACAAUCGCUCGGUAGCGUGCGACAGUCCACGGUGCGAACUGAUGAUAGCGCGCGCGAUCGACGGGACGGGAUGCGGGGGGGAGUGUCCGGCAGGGUGGAUAUGUCCAGGGGGAUCAUGGGAGCCGCUACCCUGCCCGCCGGGACGGUACUGUGAGAAGGCUGGUAUUGCAAACGCGACGGGACCAUGCGACGCAGGAUACUACUGCAUGAGCGAGGCCGGGGGCUCGAUCGGGAGCACGCCGACCCCCGCCGAGUCUGGAGGGCGGGGACCAUGCCCGGCCGGGCACUACUGCCCGGUGGGCACCGUAGCACCAGUGAAGUGUCCUCGGGGCAGCUUCUCCUGGAACGAGAGGAACACGCAACUGUCGGACUGCACGGCAUGUCUGGCAGGGCACUAUUGCGGGAAGGAGGGCAUGCCAAGAGGAGACAUAUAUGCAUGUCCGGAGGGCUACUACUGUCCUCAAGGAGCAUGGCUCGCUCGAACCGUCAAGACCGUAUGUACGAAAGGCCACGCUUGCCCUCAGAACUCGUCGUCCCCUGUACCAUGUGCGGCCGGGUACUACCAGGACGAGGUCGGGCAGAGCUCCUGCAAGACCUGCCUCCCAGGUCUCUUCUGUCCAGGUACGUCUGCUAGCGCGGAUCCCAACGGCACCGUGGUCUGUCCGGUCGGUCACUACUGCCCUACGGGGUCAUCGUCGCCAAGGCUGUGCGCAGCGGGGAUGUACUCGAGGGACCGGGAGCAGGCGGUGUGCCAGUACUGCCCAAGGCGAUACACAUGCCCGACGCCGGGGACGGUAGAGCCGCUGCCGUGUCCGGUGGGUCACUACUGCGGCACUAACAACUCGUCUCCCGUGCCAUGCCCGGCAGGUACGUACAGCAACCUGACCGAGCUAGAAGGCUCGUCGGAGUGUAGGCUGUGCGAUCCCGGGAAGUACUGCAGUACGGCAGGGCUCACGUCUCCGACGGGAAUGUGCGAGGCGGGCUAUUUCUGCGAGGCUGGGGCGAUCAACUCCGCAGGGGCGGCAGACGAGUACACGACGGGAGGCCGGCGGCGGGUGAUGGCAUGUCCAGCAGGGCACUACUGCGUCACCGGAGCCAGCGUCCCCACGCCCUGUCCUCCGGGGACAUACUGCGAGGGCGGGGACGCACAGCCGGUACCAUGCCCAGCGGGGACAUACAACAUGGAGGAGAUGCAGACGAGCUGCAGGGCGUGUCCGGCAGGGUACCUGUGCUAUCCGGAGGGAGUGGUAGACUACAGCAACGGCACAAACUACUCGGCCAGCAUGCUGCAGACCUGUCUGUCGACCCUGGAGGCAGGGAGCUCAGGCGAGAUGUGUGUCUCGACGAUGGGGGGCCACGACUACAGGUGUCCGCUGGGGCACUACUGUCCCGAGGGGCUCAAAGAGCCGGCCCUUGGCAGGUGUCCGCCAGGUACGUUCAACGCUCAUCACGGACUGAACAAUGUCUCGCAAUGCAUGAGCUGUCCGCCAGGCAUGUACUGCGCAGGGUCAGGGCUGGGCUGGCCUAGCGGGCCGUGCCUACCCGGGCGAUACUGUCGGGAGGGGUCGGCAGACGAGUACGGAUCGAGGUGCGACAAUCGCUCGGUAGCGUGCGACAGUCCACGGUGCGAACUGAUGAUAGCGCGCGUGAUCGACGGGACGGGAUGCGGGGGGGAGUGUCCGGCAGGGUGGAUAUGUCCAGGGGGAUCAUGGGAGCCGCUACCCUGCCCGCCGGGACGGUACUGUGAGAAGGCUGGUAUUGCAAACGCGACGGGACCAUGCGACGCAGGAUACUACUGCAUGAGCGAGGCCGGGGGCUCGAUCGGGAGCACGCCGACCCCCGCCGAGUCUGGAGGGCGGGGACCAUGCCCGGCCGGGCACUACUGCCCGGUGGGCACUGUAGCACCAGUGAAGUGUCCUCGGGGCAGCUUCUCCUGGAACGAGAGGAACACGCAACUGUCGGACUGCACGGCAUGUCUGGCAGGGCACUAUUGCGGGAAGGAGGGCAUGCCAAGAGGAGACAUAUAUGCAUGUCCGGAGGGCUACUACUGUCCUCAAGGAGCAUGGCUCGCUCGAACCGUCAAGACCGUAUGUACGAAAGGCCACGCUUGCCCUCAGAACUCGUCGUCCCCUGUACCAUGUGCGGCCGGGUACUACCAGGACGAGGUCGGGCAGAGCUCCUGCAAGACCUGCCUCCCAGGUCUCUUCUGUCCAGGUACGUCUGCUAGCGCGGAUCCCAACGGCACCGUGGUCUGUCCGGUCGGUCACUACUGCCCUACGGGGUCAUCGUCGCCAAGGCUGUGCGCAGCGGGGAUGUACUCGAGGGACCGGGAGCAGGCGGUGUGCCAGUACUGCCCAAGGCGAUACACAUGCCCGACGCCGGGGACGGUAGAGCCGCUGCCGUGUCCGGUGGGUCACUACUGCGGCACUAACAACUCGUCUCCCGUGCCAUGCCCGGCAGGUACGUACAGCAACCUGACCGAGCUAGAAGGCUCGUCGGAGUGUAGGCUGUGCGAUCCCGGGAAGUACUGCAGUACGGCAGGGCUCACGUCUCCGACGGGAAUGUGCGAGGCGGGCUAUUUCUGCGAGGCUGGGGCGAUCAACUCCGCAGGGGCGGCAGACGAGUACACGACGGGAGGCCGGCGGCGGGUGAUGGCAUGUCCAGCAGGGCACUACUGCGUCACCGGAGCCAGCGUCCCCACGCCCUGUCCUCCGGGGACAUACUGCGAGGGCGGGGACGCACAGCCGGUACCAUGCCCAGCGGGGACAUACAACAUGGAGGAGAUGCAGACGAGCUGCAGGGCGUGUCCGGCAGGGUACCUGUGCUAUCCGGAGGGAGUGGUAGACUACAGCAACGGCACAAACUACUCGGCCAGCAUGCUGCAGACCUGUCUGUCGACCCUGGAGGCAGGGAGCUCAGGCGAGAUGUGUGUCUCGACGAUGGGGGGCCACGACUACAGGUGUCCGCUGGGGCACUACUGUCCCGAGGGGCUCAAAGAGCCGGCCCUUGGCAGGUGUCCGCCAGGUACGUUCAACGCUCAUCACGGACUGAACAAUGUCUCGCAAUGCAUGAGCUGUCCGCCAGGCAUGUACUGCGCAGGGUCAGGGCUGGGCUGGCCUAGCGGGCCGUGCCUACCCGGGCGAUACUGUCGGGAGGGGUCGGCAGACGAGUACGGAUCGAGGUGCGACAAUCGCUCGGUAGCGUGCGACAGUCCACGGUGCGAGCUGAUGAUAGCGCGCGUGAUCGACGGGACGGGAUGCGGGGGGGAGUGUCCGGCAGGGUGGAUAUGUCCAGGGGGAUCAUGGGAGCCACUACCCUGCCCGCCGGGUUUUUAUUGUAGUCUUUCGGGGCAGGGAUGGGUCACAGGACUAUGUCCAGCGGGAUCAUACUGUGAGAAUUCGAACGGUUAUAGUGUUGUCACGGUUUGUCCGAUCGGCUUUUACUGUCCCCCAGGUUCUCAAUAUCCUUUGGCAUGUCCUCUUGGUACUUCCUCCAAUCGUUACAACAUUUCAAGUUCAACUGAUUGCAUUCCAUGUCCAGCUGGAUAUUACUGCCCAUCUGCUGUGACAGAGUGUAGCUCUCAGAAUGUAGAUUCUUGUUUGGGUUUGAAGGAGAUUUGUCCGGAGGGAUACUACUGCCCGCCGGGCAGUUACAUCGGGUACAAUCCAGAGCAUAUUUGUCCGAAGGGGCAUUACUGCCCAGUCGGUUCCUCGUCAGCGCUGCCUUGCCCCCCCGGACAAUACCAAGAUUACAUUGAAUCGUCCUCCUGCAAGCCUUGUUACGCUGGCGCCUACUGUCCAGGUGUAGGCAAUGUCGACCCUACCAUUCAAGAUGAUGGAGCAAACAUCUGCCCUCAAGGACAUUAUUGCCCUGCUCUUUCAGCCAAUGCAACGCCUUGUCCCAUCGGAUUCUUCAAUCCACUGUUUGCAUCAGUCAACAUAUCCGAUUGUCAAAUAUGUUUAGCGGGAAUGUACUGCAACAACAGUGGACUUUCGUAUCCCACAGGACUCUGUGACGCUGGGUAUUUCUGCUUGCUGGGAGCGAAGACUGCAAACCCAGUUGAGAACCUGUGCCCUCGAGGCUUUAAAUGUCCUGCAGGUUCGAGAUGGCCUUUGUUGUGUCCUGCUGGGACAUAUUCUCCGAAUAUGGGCGCUGCCUCCUGCAGGAAUGUUGGAGGAGGAUUUUAUCUCAACAUGAGCGGAGUAGUCUCGUUUGGGCUUGAUUUUUUUGCAGACAAUUUCACAGAAAUCGAGUUAUAUUCUGCUUUCAAGCAAAAAGAUUUGCCCAAUUCCAAGUUCAUAUGCCAAACUCUUCAUGAUUCCUUGAUUGGAUGCGAGAAUCGUGACUCGAAUUUGACCGUGGAUUCAUUUGAGUUUUGCGACCAAUUCAGAAUAGCUCCAACGCAAUGCUCGACCUCUCCUGAAGCAAGCAAAACCUGCUGUUCAUGUGGUGGUGGGAAGAGAGAUUUUGCAAUCUGCGAAAUUUUGACUGAAACUAUCUUUGGAAAAUGUGCUUCAGGAUAUUACUGCAUAGAGGGAUCGCCAUCUCAAUACCCUCUGGCGGAAUCGAAUGAGGGGAAGGGGGACAUUUGUCCGCCUGGCCAUUACUGUCCUACCGGCACAACACGUCCAAUAAAGUGCCCAGAUGGUCAGUAUCAGACUGACUUUGGCAAAGACUAUUGCCUAGACAUUCCAGAGGGCUAUUUCAGUCCAAAUGACACAGCAACUUCAAUCGAAAUUUGCCUGCAGGGCCACUACUGCCCCCGAGCGCAUAUCCUGUCACCUAUCCCAUGCCCCAGUGGUACUUACGGCAACAUUACUGGAAUGACAAAGCUUGAACAAUGCUUUGCUUGCCUCCCAGGGAUGUAUUGUCCUGCUGAGGGCCAAGUAUUGCCACGUGGACUUUGUUCGAUGGGCUUCUUGUGCAAAGGUGGCGAUGUCAACUGGAAUCUGAACUUGUCAUACCUCUGUCCAGCUGGAUAUUAUUGUCCUGCGGGAAGUGCAGACCCAACGCAAUGCCCCCCUGGGACAUAUAAUGACAAAUUGGGAAGAGGAAGCGUUUCGGAUUGUCUGCCAUGCUUAGAAGGGCGGUACUGUCCGACAGCUGCCGUAGCCACAGAUAAUCUUACGGAAUGUGAUGAAGGUUUUUACUGUCCACAAGCCUUUGGCAGUUUCACUAUGUCGCAGAUCAUCAAAAAGUUUGAAGCGCCCCUGUGGUGCGGCGUAAUGGACUCUUUGAACGUUUUUGAUAUUCCCGUUGGAAGUUCUGUAGCAGCCCCACAGCAAUACAUCUGUCCAGUAGGCCACAAAUGCCCCAAAGGUAGCGGACAACCUAUCCUUUGCUGCGACUCGACUUCCUCAGAGUACGGCAGCUGUGCCCUCUAUCAACCUGGAAAGGGAAGCAAUUCUUGUUAUAAGUGUCCGGGCGGUCGGCAUUGCUUGCAGAAAGCUGUUGGGAGCAGUAUGGUCGUCAAAUCCAUUUUGUGUCCACUUGGAUACUACUGCGAACUUGGGAAUGUUCCCAAGAUAUGCCCUCCUGGGACUUACGGGAAUCGAGAAGGAUUGUCAGUGAUAGAAGAAUGCAUUCCAUGCAUGCCUGGAUUCUUCUGCAACAACGGAAGUAUUCAGGGUCCAUGCGAAGCUGGAUUCUGGUGCAGUGGAAAAGCACAAUGUCCGAAUCCAGGAGACAAUUCAACGUGUUCGAAAGAUGUGAUUGGAAUCCAAGGUGGUACGCUCGUGAAUGAUUUGUGUCCGCCUGGCUCUUAUUGCCCUUCUGGAACAAACGCACCGAUUCGUUGCCCUGCCGGCACUUACAUUGAACGAUCCUCACCGUCGUAUCCUGGCAGGUAUUUGUGCGACUGCUUGGAUUGUGAAGCAGGCAGCAUGUGUACGGAAGGCACAUCGGCCCUUGAGCCGUGCCCUAAAGGAUUCUUUUGUCCAAAUUCACGGAAUUCGUCACAAGAUUAUCUUCGCGGAGCUUGUGUCGAAUCCAAGAGCUCCUGCUCCAUUCAUCCAAUGCCAGAACCAUGCCCUCCAGGCACCUAUCAACCUGAUGUCGGGAAGAAGAGCGCGGAUGCCUGUCUCAUUUGCGGUAAUUUCUCAUUUUCAGUGGAUUACAGAGGCUACUAUUGUCCAAACUACAAUUCAUCAAAACAAACCAUCUGCCCGGCAGGUCAUUACUGUCCUGUCGGUAUUGAGGAUUCGGUGCCCUGUCCUGAUGGAUACUACUUGGAGCGAACGGGAGGUCGCUCAAUUGAUGACUGCAAAGUCUGUCCAGGUGGAGCUUACUGUCCGAAUGGAACUGUCACACCGCUUACAUGCGACGAAGGGACGUUCUGUGUGAACGGAUCGUCGUCCCCAACCAUUUGCCCAAGUGGAUACUAUUGCCCAGCCAAGUCGGACAUGCCGAUACCCUGUCCUCCGGGAACCUUUUGUAUAGCAGGGUCUAUAUCGCCACACAUUUGCCCUCCUGGUACCUUCUGCCCGUGGAGAUCUGAAGCAGCGUACCUAUGUCCACUCGGAACAUACGCUGAACCCAAUGCGACGAUUAACAGGACUUCUAUAGAGGCCGCGUGUAGCCCGUGCGCCCGUGGAUAUUUUGGGGCGGAUCCUACCAGAACUUCAUGUGAACUUUGUUGGCCAGGGUACAUGUGUUAUGGAAGUACCAUCCGUGGUGAUCCAGUGAACGCUACGUCUGAUCUGGGAGAAAUAUGUCCUGCCGGAUAUUAUUGUGAGAGGGGAUCGUACAAAGCAACUCCUUGUCCAGCAGGAACAUACAACAAAGAACCAAAGCAAGGCUCUUCUGCAGCGUGUAUUCAAUGUCCACGAGAUUCUUUCAACGACAAACCAGGGCAAGCCGCAUGCAUUCCGUGCGGAGGGAGCGCUGUAUCCAGAAAUGACAGUCUGGAGUGUCAGUGCAAAGGUGCAAAUCGCGUCUUUCAGCCAUUCGAUAGCGCCUGCCGUUGCAUAGCUGGUUACACAGUCUACAACGGUCUCGGCGAAGCUCAACCCGAUCAGGCAACAGCCGAUGGAGUGACGGACUGUGAAGCGAUCGUCAUGCCGAGGUGCGGGCCAACUGAAAUCAGGGGACCGUCUGGUGCUUGUGCAAGCUCGUGUCCUGAUACAUCUUGUGAACUUCCUCCUUGCUACUGCAUCAACGGAAUAGACAUCUGUAAUAACACCUGUCCAAAUUACCAGAUCGCUAAGGCUGAGAAGAUCCAGAUUGACUCCACAGUUGGUACAGCUCUGACAUGCACAUGCCUCUGUCGAAACGACUCAACAUUUCAGGAAUGCGUUGACCCAAACGAGUUUCCAGCGCAGAAAACUUACGAAAUCAUUGUGGACAAAGCAGGAAAUAGCAUUCUCAAAGUAAUCACGAGCACAGAGAACAGAACUUACUUUCUUGGCACAAAAGUACAAACCGGAUCAUCGGACACUUCACAAGCUACAUUUUUGAGCACUUCAGGUGACGGCUUCACGGGUGUCCUCGACAUACCAACGACAUAUUUUGAUGACCUGGGACUUCAGGAAUGUGUGAUGAACACUGAUCAAAUUUGUAUCGAGAAGCAGGCCCUCCGUUCAAAGACAUCUUGGAAAGAUAAAGUUCAAGACAUGCGAAGAAAUAGCCUCCGAGCGACCGCUGCAGCAUCGUCUGUGAUUGGGGUACAAUCACCCAUCAUGUGCUUGAAAGCGGGAGCAGGUGUCAUGUGGACGAUCUCAGGGUCACUAUCUGAUUCCAGCGUGCACUAUCCUGUGUAUGUUUCGGACUCACUUCUCAACACCAAUCCAACGUUUGAUUACGGUGCUUUCGUAACUUUGAAAGACCAAAUCUUGCGAGGAAACAAUGUCUCGACCUUCUUCUUUCAGUUCGACACUCCAGGAAUCUACGUUUUCAGAGACUCCGUGACACCUACCAAGCAAGCGGUCAUUGGUGUGGUUGCUCCUGUUCUUGACUGUCCAAAGGCAUUUGAAACGAAUCAAAUUCAACCCAUGUCGAUUGAUAUCCUGAAAUCGUUUCCAACAUCUUCAAAAGAUACUGUGAUCAAUCCAGAUUACAAAUUCAUAACGAUAGUGGCAUUGUCUAUCCUAAUCAUUUUCGUUGUAGCUGUGUUUUUGAACGUUCUCAGGAACCAACUAGGUUGGGGCAAGUCUCUGUCUUCAAGGCCCAAGUUUCGAAAACAUGGUUCCCAACAGGACUACUUCUCCUUGGCUACAAGAAAGGAACGGUCGAGCGUUGGGAAGGAAGUUGGAAGUAUCAAGACUAUGGACGCAAGUUCUGAAGGUACCGAGCUGAUGGGAUUCAGUGUGAGCAUGCUGUACGACAAGUUGGAGGAUCAAAAUAGCCUUGUGUCGGAGCAACUAACUCAGCAAAAGCAAGACAUCCGCGAAUUUUACGAAAAAGUGACGCGUGAGACGGCAACGCUGCGUGGUUUGGUUGAUAGGAAUCGCAAUAUGGGUUUCACUGAAGAUGAAUUACACAGAGCCAAGGAAAGAAAGAGUUUAAUAUUGGAAGAAAUCCACCGUCGAAAACAGAUCGGGCUCACAGGCACUGUCGUGUUUGAAGAAGCCAUGAAAUCUAUCUUUACAAAACCCGAAACAAUUGAAAUCCUGCAAAAGCUUCAAGAGAGUUUGACGAAGCUCAACGAAAACUAUUUGGCAGAAGCACAGGGUCCAGACGGUCAUAUCUCCAAAUCAAUCAUAGAGGAGCUCGAUGCCGCUGUUCGACAAAACAUUCCCAUCUUACCGAAUUUUCAACCAUUAGAUGAAAAUGGCGCAAUACUGUUGUCUGGCUCCCGGCAACCAUUUGCGAAGAAGGACCUUUUCGACUCGGAAGGCAAUUUGAAGAUCAUUCCAGCAGUCAUGGAGAUCGAUCGAGCGACCAAACUUGUCAAACCAGUUAAGGGGCUUGAAAUGAUGACUGGAAAAGGGCAGAUCGUCCCAGUACCAGAGAAUUGCUGUAUUCACCCAAUCUCAGGAAAGGUGAUCCCGAUGGAAGGCAACGUCUAUUUCGAUCCGAGAAGGCGGUGUUUCAACUUUCUCUCGUGCAUGGACUUCAAAUCGCUGGUGGCUGGCCCAUUGCCGUACGUUUGCAAUCGUCAGAACCCGAAGUCAAUGUGCUACCCCGAUGCUGCUGCUUACAUUCACCUGAUUGCCAAGGAGGAUAGAGGAUUUCCCCUGAAUGAGUCUCGAACGAUGUUAGAUCCUUUCACGGGGACUCGAGUGCCUGUCUUGGGUAUUACCUCAAACCUCGCCACUGGGGAACUGCACGCAGUGGGAGGGGCGGUUCUUGAUCCGGUCACUAAUCUACUGAAGCCUAUACGUAUAGGAGACUUGAUGGAGGAUCCGGAAACUAAGGAGGUAUGCAUGAUCACUGGUGUGAUGAUCAGUGAAGAAACUUGCAAUGUGGUGCCGCUGGGCUGCAGGAGAAUAAAUGAACAAGGGGUUGUUAAACAUCUUGUCCCGGGUUGUGAUGUUGUGGACAUCUUUUCUGAAGAAUCACUUGUAUUGGGCUCGACUAUUGCAAACCCCAUGAACAUCAAACAUGUCAUUCCAUCAGGCAGCCACGAAAUAUAUGGUUUGCGAAAUGCGAAACUUGACUUGGAAAAGGAUAUGUUAGAUCGUCUAUCAAAAUUGAAAGGCAAAAUAUCUGCAAUACAACCAAGUGAGGUCAAGUCCCUGCAUAACAUGGCAUCCAAAUUGAUGGAUGUAAACAGAAAGCUCAUUGACAAAGCCUCAAGUUGGAGUGAGCUCGUGCUACAGCAUCACAAUGAAAUGCUGGCUAUCGCAGAAAAUGGAGGCAAGAUUGGAAUGAAGUACGAUUUUGUACUAGCUGAAGACCUGCCACUCUUGAUCGGCUGCACAUACUACGACGAUACAAGUCGCCAUGAGAUUGUUGUCCUUGAUGUUGAAGUGGAUGAAGCCACUCAGCUGUUCGAAGGUCUAGGAUGUACGAUCAUUGAUCCGAUCUCAGGCAAUGUCGUGCCAGCAGUAUUUGGUGGAAGAAUGAAGGAUCCGCAUUCAAGGAAUAUAAUUCCCGUAAAUGGCAUUAAACGCGAUCCUAGCACAUUUCAAGUUGUGCCUCAGUCGAAUCUUUCGUCACCUGGGACAGAGACCGAAGCAAUCAGCAGCAAUGACAGUUUCAGUCUGAUCAGUGAGCUCCUGAAGAAACUCGCCGAGAAUCAAACAAGCUCUGCAGCGCUUCAGAGUGUGAUGCAGAAACUUCAAAACAAACCAGCUGUCGCUAAAGCUCAGCCCUAUUCUGAUGAUGAGAUGGAGGAAUCCGAGUACGAAAGUGAAGGCACGGAGUCUGCGAUCGACGUGGACGAGACCUCGGCUCCUUCUUCUGUGUCGGAGAUUGAAAUCGAUGCCAUAGACCCCGACGAAAAGUUCGUCAGCGAUCUGAGAAAAAAAGGUCAAAAUGUGUUGAUGAUCCUCUCUCAAAUCGUUUGCGACGACCCCGAAGCCCUUGCCAAGGCUGUGCAAGAGCUUGAAAACUAUCAUUACUCCAGGGUUGAAGAAUUCAUCCACAGACUGAAGAAGCACUUUGGGCAACGAGAGGAAGCCAAUAGGCUGAUUGCAGAAACUUCUGAAACUGAAAUUUCGGGCCAAGUGAGAUCGAUUCAAAAUGAAAUCGUGAAAGAAGUUUUUGAGAAUGACAAACAGCUGGUAAAAGAAUUGUUCGAGCGUUUGCACCUCGAAAAUUUGGAGUCUCUUGUGAAAAGCCGGAAGAACGAUCUCCUGCAAGAAUUCAGUGGAGAGCAUAGCGUUUCAGCAGGAGACAAGACAAGAUACAGAAUCGCCAAUGAGCUCAAUCGCAAGUACGUCGAAGAGUCGGACCGUAUGCGAAACGAAAGUUUGAAUCAGUUCUGGAACUUCCUAGAGGAAGCUGAUGACGGUCUUAUCACAACCAUAAAGCAUUCCCAGAUGAGCAGAGAGAACCUGAUGGACGCGGUCAGGUCGCACGGAGAAAACAUCAACACCUUCUACGACUCCAUGGAGAAAGAUCUUGAGGAUCAGCUUGAACAGCUUCUGAUGGAGAAGGAGAAGGCAGUCUCAAAGAAAGUUGCCAUCCUCGAUGCUCACAUCCACGGUCGUACAGGAAAAGCACUCUGGAAGAAGGUAAAGCUCGUUUUCCAGCUCACAAGGUUGAAGGGAAUGAAGCAGCAAGACACUCAGCAGAUCCUGCCGGACGAGAGUCGACUGAAGGAGUACGAGCAGGCGCUAAAUGAGUUCACCGAGUCGAAACUGCAGUCCUUCGAGGAACAGAUCGAGGGUGAGAUACAGGGGAAGACGUCUCAAUAUGAUGCAGAAUUCUUGAAGAGACUGGAAGGGAGUGAAGUUGAAGACCCUGAGGCGAUCAAAGAAUUGUUGCAGAAUCACGAUCUAGAGCGACAGAAGUUGCUGGAGAGAUUGAACAUGGACAAGAUGUCUCAAAUGGAGGAGUUGAAGAAGCAGCUCGAAGAAAGGAAGACAAAGAAGAUGAUCAAGCUCAAGGCUGAAAUUCAUGAGAGAGCAGCUCAACAGCCCGACAGCCUAAAGACAGAAGAAGGCUCCAAGCUCUUCCAGAUACAGUCAGAUCUCCUCAUAGAGCAGGAGAUCGAGGUCACUAAGCUUGAAGCAGCUCUGACUCGACAAGAAUGCUCUGAGAUGUCCGAAGUUCGCAAUCACAACUUGUUGAUCUUCGAAGCUGAACAAGCGACUCUCAAGCAGGAAGCAAACGAACGCAUCCGGGCGGCCUCCAGUGAUUCAGAGAGAGCGAGGCUGAUUGAUGAGCAUGAGAUACAGUUGGCAAAACAGACUCUCAUGCAAAAUGUGGCCAAGGGCAAGAGCGAGGAGGAGCUGAGGAAUCGUCUUUCAGAGCGCAGAAAGAAAAGGGAACAAUUCCUGCAGCUGCAGCACGAGAGGCAGAACGAGAUGGUAGUCUCUGGCAAAGAAGCCGAGUCUAUUGCGAGCGAGGUCAACCAUUUCAAGAAGGAAACAGCUCUGGUGUUGAAGCACGAGCAAGAGAGAGCAAACGAGCUGCGGGAACAAUUGCUGCAGGCCCAAUCCGAGAUCCAGAUGCUCAAGGAUGAGCUGAAGCUGCACGUGAAGAAGCAAAUCGAAGAGCAGGAAAAGAAGAUCGAGCGCGACCUCAAUGCGUCCUCUGACGAGAGGCGCGAAGAGUUGCUCCGACAGCACACACAAGACAUUGAAAACCUGCGCAACAUGGAGCAAGCCGACGCCGCUCGUCAACUUGCAAACUUGGAGAAGCAUCUUCAAUCGAAGAAUGCAAAGAAGAAGAAGAAGUUGGAACAAUCGCAUGCAAAACAGAUGAAAGAACUCAAGACCCAGCUUGAAAACGAGAAAAUUCAACAUCUGACUGCAGACGAAAUCAGCUCAUCUGUGGAAAAGGAAUUUGCAGACAAAGAGAGGAUUGAAGCAGAAAACAUCACCAUGAAGAUGGAAGAACAGAAGAAGAAAGUGAUAGCUGAAGCUAACGAAGAAUUCAUGAUGAAGAUCAAAGACGAUCUAAGUGAAGACGAGAAGCAGAGGCUUAUCUCUCAACAUGAGGAGAACUUAGCCAAGUUGUCCAAGUACAUCGACAAGGAGAAUGCACGAAGACAAGAAGCUCUGAAAGCACAACUUCUUGAAAAACGGAAGAAGAAAGAAGAGAGAAUGAUGGCAAGAAAGCAUCAGAAAGAAAAACAAGAUGAAAUUGUCAACAAGCAGCGACAAGAACUGGAUCAACUCGAGAAGGAACAAGAGAGGGAGAGAAAAGAGCAACUGAAAAGAUUGGAGGAAGAGCUCCAAAAGGAAAAGGAUGAGGAGCUACAGAGGAUUCUCGCAGCAGAAGCGAACGUUCCUGCUCCUGACGUGCAGGAAUCAGAGAGCAAGAUCGAAGAGGGUGACAUUCCAGGUUCAGUGUUGAGCCAGGACACAGAGAAAGAAAAACUGCUCGAGGAAGCACACAACAAAGAGAAUACCAUAAGGAAUCAAGCUUCUCUUGACCGUCAGAAGCAGGAACAAGAUUUGCAACAGAGACUGGAAAAGAAGAAAGAGAAGAGGAUGUUGGAGUUGAAGCGGAAACAGGAAGCAGAGAUGGAACAGAAGCUUUAUGAGCAAGUCGAAGAAGCGACCAAGAUGCUGGAGUUAAGCUCAGCCGAGCAGAAGGCUGAGAACGAGGCAGAAGCAGAAGAAAUGGAAGACGCAGGGUUGGACCUCUACGUUGACAAGACCGUUGAAGACGAUUUCGAGAAGAGACUUGAGGAGGAGCGUCAAAAUCUACAGCACGAGCUCGAGAAGAUGAAGGAGGAGCAGGAGAGGAUGAAGCGCGAAAUCCUCGAGAAGCAAGAGCUGGAGAUGAAGAAGCUGGAAGAAGAAAUGCAGAAAGAUCAGGAAGCGUUCGAGCAGGCCCUGAUGGCUGAGCAGCAAAAGAAAGCUGAAGAGCUCAAGCAAAGGAGGCAGGAGAUGGAAAAAGAACUGCAGAUGAAGGCAGACAGCGCGACUGCAGAGGAACGAGAUCUGCUGAUUCAGCAGCACGAAGAGAAGAUGAAGAUGCUAGAACAGGAGGAAGCCAUGAAGAAGAUGUCGACAGAAGAGGAGCUGAAGGCGAGAGUUGCUCAGCGCAAGGAGAAGAAGAAGAAGUUGCAGCAGAAGCGUGCAAACGAGAGCUUGCAGCUGCUCUUGACGGAGCAGAAAGAGAGGGAGCAUGAGCUAAAAGAAAUCCUACGACAGAAGCAGGUCGAUGACAUGAUUGCGAUGGCCCGAGCUGGGAAUUUAGAAAAUGCGAUUCACCUCUUGCAACAGUUGCACAGCAAAGAGCUCGAGGAAGAAGACGUGAGCUUUGCCGAAGAAUAUGCAAAGAAGAUGGCAUCGGCUCAAGAUGAAAAGCAUUCUGAAAACCUGGAGCAAGAUUUGAAAGCGACAAGAGAGAAGAGGUUAGAAGAGCUGAAAGCUAAACAUGAGAAGGAGAUGUCCAACAUUCAGAGCAUGAAGAAGCGGGAAUCAGACCGAGAUGUGCUCAUGAAGAAGCUAGAACAAAGAGCUUCUGAGUUCAAGAAGAUGGAGGACGAGUUCCGAGCUCGAAUGGAAGCGGAAGUUGCUCGAAUAGAGGAGGAAAAUGAGCGUCUUUACCAGAAGGAAUUGGAGGAGAUCAAAGGAAAGCGCGGCAAGAUUGCAUCAGGGCAUAGAGGAAGCUCCCGCUCCCAAACUCGUGAGAGCAUUCAGAAGGAACACGAGCAAGAGAGUUUGUCAUUGUCGUCGGCGUUAAGUGACGAGCAGCGGAAGCAAGAGAUCAUACUGAAGAGGAAGAUCGAGCAAAGGCGGCAAGAGAGGAAAGCUACUUUUAUCAAGAUAUGCACAGAUCUGUUUCAUGAGAUCCGAGAUGGCAAGAGUUUGGAUUCUCUGAGUUUCGACAAGUUGACCAGCUCUGAGGUCGAUUCUGCCAAGAAGAUUCUGGAGAGAGGUAAGAGACGGUACGAAGAGAAGAAGAAGUUGCCAGUUGGCAAAGCUGCUGAAAAGUGGAUGAAGAAAGCUUUGAACCGAAGGCUCUCAGUCGAUCUCCUCGCGGAAGACGAGCGCAGGCAAAAUCAAGACGAGGCAGGCGGCUCGUCUCAGCUCCAGUCGAGCUUCAUGCUGCACAGGCCUGCACAAGACGAACAGUUCCACGACGAACGAGCACAGCUGGCGGAGCACGAGAGGAAGGCAAGGUUGGCCAGGGAGCGAGCAGAUGCUAUAGCUAGGGAGAUCGAGGGCUUGAAGAAGUCUCAGAUUCAGCAGGGCCAGAGCGACGCGAUCAAGAUCUCUCAGGACGAGUUCAUGGAGAUGCUUCGGGAAUCAAACCUAACUACAAAGCUGCUGGAGGUCGAGAGGCUGCUCCGGCUGCUGGUGGAGAAGAACAGCAAGUCCAAGCCGUCCAGCUAG